Molecule: messenger RNA, 4439 nt
Organism: Trichechus manatus latirostris (Florida manatee)
Lineage: Eukaryota; Metazoa; Chordata; Mammalia; Sirenia; Trichechidae
Gene: RAB8B
Product: RAB8B, member RAS oncogene family
Exons: 8
Coding region: 9-632 (207 amino acids)
Biological process (GO): Golgi vesicle fusion to target membrane; regulation of exocytosis; protein localization to plasma membrane
Cellular component (GO): trans-Golgi network transport vesicle; plasma membrane; endosome
Molecular function (GO): GTP binding; GTPase activity
Source: RefSeq, a predicted model, not a curated record
GCGAGAAGAUGGCGAAGACGUACGAUUAUCUGUUCAAGCUGCUGCUGAUCGGCGAUUCGGGGGUGGGCAAGACCUGCCUCCUGUUCCGCUUCUCCGAGGACGCCUUCAACACCACCUUCAUCUCCACCAUCGGAAUUGAUUUUAAAAUCAGAACGAUAGAACUAGAUGGGAAGAAAAUUAAGCUUCAGAUAUGGGACACAGCGGGCCAGGAAAGAUUCCGAACAAUUACAACGGCGUACUACAGAGGAGCCAUGGGAAUUAUGCUGGUUUACGACAUCACAAACGAAAAGUCCUUUGACAAUAUUAAAAAUUGGAUAAGAAACAUUGAAGAGCAUGCCUCUUCAGAUGUUGAAAGAAUGAUCCUGGGUAACAAAUGUGAUAUGAAUGACAAAAGACAAGUAUCGAAAGAAAGAGGCGAGAAGUUAGCAAUUGACUAUGGGAUUAAGUUCUUGGAGACAAGUGCAAAAUCCAGUACAAACGUAGAAGAGGCAUUUUUUACACUUGCACGAGAUAUAAUGACAAAACUUAACAGAAAAAUGAAUGACAGCAAUUUGUCGGGGGCAGGUGGACCAGUGAAAAUAACAGAAAACCGAUCGAAGAAGACCAGUUUCUUCCGCUGUUCGCUCCUUUGAUGAGCUCUUUCUGAUAGACUGCAGCACACCCAGAGGAACCUUUCCUGCUUCUCUGAAAGCACAGGCCGCCCAGCCUCAGAAUCUCACCGCCCAGCUGCUGCUGAGAGCACCUCUGAACCUAGACCUCUCGACACAAAAGGCCAAGUGGACUCGGCCUCCGGGCCUAGCAAAAUAACAAGCUCCUUUUUUCAAACACGGAAGCCAUAAAGUGGAGACACAUGCAGGACUUACCUUGGUUUUUCCUUGUUUUGUUGCCUGUUGCAGAAGCUGCUGUCUUUCUUUUCACUUUGCACAUCAGUGUCAGCCCGUCCUGGUUACAGCACAAUCUCAGACUCGCCUGCGCAGUUUUGUCUCCCGAAAGUCUAGACAGAUCUGUGCAUUUUGGGACUGUUUAUACAAAAAGUAGAACAUGUAAAGCAGAGGUUAAUAUACUAAGAUUCAAGAACGUUUGGUCCAGUUCUUAUGACCAAAUGUUAUUGCAUUGGUAGCGUUUAUUUCAGGACUCUGGUUUGUGAUUUUCUUAAAUAAGAAUCAUUAUGAUGUGGUAAAGUUUAUUUUAAAAAUUCAUAGAAAUGCCCGCCUAUUCACCAGAGGCCACAAUUUCUUUAUUUCUUCAUAUUAUUUACAGCUUUGCUUCAUUCCAGACCUCUUUGCCACAGAGUGUCCGGUUAGCUGAAAGAAUCAUUUUUGAAGGUGAUCACCUCCGCCUAAUCUGUAGAAACUGCAUUUGGAAGUCUUUCAUCUCACCUUUUCUGGGAUUUUUACUUACUGUUCCCUCCCUUGUUUGACCUGUUGUAAUUACUCAGUUAUCGAAAACAUAGCAUAUUUGAACAUUGGUGUCUGUUUUUAAUUGUGAACUUCUUGAGGUGGAAUUUGACAGAGGCAGAGAGAUGUGCCGUUUAGGGUUGUAUUUCAGCAUCUGUUUGUGGUUCUGUCAUACCAAGAUGCUCUAUUUUUUUUCUUAGGUUGACCCCUUAGCUUGCUGAUUUAGUUAUAUCACCUAAUUCCUGCCAUAAUCCCUGUCUGAAGAGUUAACAAAAGUUAGAUUUAGAUUUGAGUGUGCAGAAAGCUUACCUAUAGGGAGAGCGAUUAACUUGUUGACAUACAUUUAAUACAGAUAGCUCUUGGUGAUGGUGAUAAUAAUUUUUGGUUUUCUUUUUCUUUUUUUUGGGAGGGUGUUAUUUUUAAAGAAUGAAAGUAAUUGACUUAGUGCAACCUCUAGGAAAAGUCUUGCCUUUUCAUUAGAAAAAAGAUUAGCAAGAUUUCCGUUUUAAAACAGUUGUUUACUGUGUAGAACCCAGCUCCGUCUGUUCAGGCUUACUGUUACAGAGCUUGGUCCAGUUGUUUAGGCCAAAGCCAACCAAAAGCUUAGCUGCCUUUCUCACUGAACAGUGGUACUGGUGUCCGUUCUGUAGAUGAAACUAUCACAUAAGAAAAAAAGGUAUUUAGUGUUAAUUUAUGUGCCAAAGUUCAGAUCAUUAUGUCCUUGCUGUUACUGUAGGCUUCAGUGUCAUAACAGAAGGGGAUGAUAAAGAGGUGAUUAGGGAAAUGAAUCCUAUGAAUAAUUGUUUUUCCUGGUAUGCCUAUUUUGCUUCACAAAGGAUACCAUCAUGCUUGGUAGUUAAGAAUGGGGAAUGGACAUGAAAAUGGAUCGCUUGUUGCCACAGAGAACUCUACUGCAAAUUAAGAUGUGUAGUUGGAAUGCUUGGACCAAUCCACCUUCCCCGUUUGUUUGAAAGCUUACACACAAUUUAGCGGCAGCAAGCGUACUAGGUCUGCUUUUGAUGGAUACAAUAUACUAAACUUACUGUGGACAAAUUUCAGUCUCCGUGAAUUUUUUUUGUAGUUAACUAGCUUGGCUGUUUAAAAAAGAGUAGAACAUUGAAAGCUGAAGUUAAUACGCUGAAAUUAAGGAACAUUUGGUCUCUUGCUGUCCCGGUAUAAUCAGUAGAUCCCCGAUUGAAAGUGGAUUUUAAGUCUGCCGUCUUCGAAUUAGAUACAUUUUUGGGAAGGAAAAAGAAUUUCUUAGAAACAUCCUGUAUUUACUAAUUUUCUGAAAAAUAUCCAAGCACUUAAGCUAUCUGGACGGUAAUCAAGUACUUUGUAAGAGGCAAGUGUCAUGGCACCACGAAUGAAUGUACUUCUUUUAGUAAUUUACCUCUGACUAUUUGGUGUCUUAACACUUUGGUUUAUAUCUCAGGGCUUGUCUGCAAACCAAAACUGACAUUCUGUCGUAUGGUUAACUUUUUUUUUUUUUUUUUUUAACAGAAUGCUUUGCUUUUGUUGCAUUUCUUCUCUCUUCUCUUGUCUUAUAUGGGUUAAUAACUAGUCUCCAUGAACUUCCCUUUGAAAAAGCCUGUAAAAGUUAGAUGGGUCUAAAAGUGCUCUUUGAAGUAGUAGCAAAUUGGGGUGUAUAUGUUCUGUUAUAUAGAAAUAAGAUGUCCUUGCUAUUUUCUUACAUUUAGCUUUGCUAAAUUGUAUAUAAUUUGAGCUAAGACCAUAGGAAAUUUCACUUUCUGCAUGGUAAAAUGACCCAAUAAAUAUUCCACUUUGCUUAAUAAUGUACAUACAGUGCAUUAUUUUUUCUAUUUGUAGAUGAAUUUAGUGACAGAUAACUGUCUGUUCCCUGCUGAAACGGAAGACUUCUAGUUUUGUGUGAACACUUUUGUGGUCUUAUGGAUCAGGUACGUGAAGAUUUUUGCAGCAGUGUUUGUGGUCGGUGGCUGCACUUUAUUAUCAGCGUGCUAACUUUUGACAGUGAUUGGACUGGCCCUUUUCAAAUAGAGUCUGGGAGUAUCAGGCAAUGAAACUGUGCUGUAGCUCAGUAGCAUGUAAACCAGUUGAUUGUAAAAUGUUUCACUGGGACUUAUUUUAGCUCUAUUUUACUUCGGACAGGUUAUGAGAAAAUAAUCCACCUGUGGGUCAGUUAGUGCUGCUGCAGGGUUUCUUACUAUUUACAGCAACAUUUUGUGCAUCUUUGUUGUAAAUUUUCAGAAGACUGUAUACUCUUUACUUUGAAGGACUAUUUUUUAAUUAUACCUCAUUUAGCUAACUAGUAUUCUAACAUCUGGUAGAAAAACAGCGAGCCAGCCUACACGUAAGCAUUCUACGAAAUCUAGGUUUUAUGUUUUGUUUUGAACUAAAGACAUCAUUGGGAAAGGUAGGAGGAAUUUUAGUUUAGAAUAGAACAUACAUGUCAUAUCUAAUAGCUCAAAAACGUAUUCUCUCCCUGUCCCCAUUAAUAAAUUUAGCUGUGCAAUGUAGAUACAUUUUUGCAGAAGUUUCUAUGUCAAAGAUUGUAACUCCGUUUUACAGGUUCUGAAUGCUGAGAAUCUGUAUUAAGGCUUAUACGGUUUUUCCUGUGAUGAGUAAGUAAUACAUUUGAGCAGAGAUUUUUUUCUAAUUCAUGACUUGGAUUCCUUAAUAAAUUUAGUUUUUAAUCUUUAUAGGUGAACUUCUAAGCUUAAAUUUUUAAAACCACAUUGCAUUAUGUUGGCUUACUUAGCUCAGAGUUUAAGCACUCAUUUAUGUAAUCAGAAUUUUUAGAAAAAAAAUUUUUAACAGAAAAGAGGUUCCUUUUUCCUCUUCUUAUAUCCAAAGUGGGGCGGGGGAGAGGGGUGAGGGUGGGGACAAAAACAAAAGGAAUAUCUUGAAAUGAAACCCCUUGACCUAGAGGAUAGUUUAAUAAAAUCUCCAAAUUCUAGCACAGUUUUGCAAUAGAAUCUGUCUUUGUUUUAAGACUAAUACAAUGAAUGACUGUCCCAUGUUCAUUAUGAAAAAAAAAUUAAAUGACUGAAAUGAAAAUUA